Oncorhynchus nerka (sockeye salmon) is the source of this 2580-nucleotide messenger RNA. RefSeq names its product epithelial membrane protein 2-like. Lineage: Eukaryota; Metazoa; Chordata; Actinopteri; Salmoniformes; Salmonidae. The transcript has 5 exons. Gene Ontology annotation, cellular component: plasma membrane. Bases 156 to 653 code for a protein of 165 amino acids. The record is from RefSeq and is a predicted model, not a curated record.
GCACCGCUACCUUCUCUUACUACUACGACCAAGCCAACCUACGGUCACGUUUCUACUACUAUCUCUCUCUCUCCUUCCUUCUCUCUAUCUAGCGCGACGUCUGAGCUCUGCUGCCCCGUUCUACAGUUCAUUUGGUUCCCGUGUAACAGACAGACAUGUUGGUGAUUUUAACCUUCAUCCUCCUCUUCCACGUCAUCUCAGUCAUCAUCCUCUUCAUCAGCACCAUCAACAAUGCAUGGUGGGUGGCGUCUGCUCCAGGAGGCAACGUGAUAUACACUGACCUGUGGUACUCCUGUAACGUAACAUGUCUCCCUGUCAAGAACAGCGCUUCCACUGACGCAGUCUAUCUACAGGCUGUCCAGGCCACUAUGAUCCUGUCCACAAUUCUCUGCUGCGUGGGUUUCUUUGUGUUCGUCCUUCAGCUCUUCAGACUGAAACAAGGAGAGAGAUUUGUCUUUACAGCCAUCAUCCAGCUACUGGCUAGCCUGUGUGUGAUGAUCGGAGUGUCCAUCUACACGGCAGAGAGGCAGGGUUUUACGGAGGAGUCUCUAAGGAAGGGAGGAUAUGGUUCAUCCUACAUCCUGGCCUGGAUCAGUUUCCCCAUGACUGUCAUCAGUGGACUCAUGUAUCUGGUGCUGAGGAAACGCAAAUAAAAACACUCGUAAUCUCUACAAAGACACGAAACACAAUGGAAACGUCAACUAAAACAACCUUUACCUGUAAGGAGAGAAGUGUUCAUUAUUUUGUAACAGUCUAUUAGCUAACAUGUUGUUAUGAGACUGUGACAUAUCAGCCUGUUUUCUUUGGGGGAAUGGAGUUUCCAUGGUGACGUCAAUGCGGUGGAUUUUAUUGUUGUUAAGAGCUGCUGUUUUAAAAGACGUUUUUCUCCACACUGUGUGGCUGGAAUGAGACUGUGACGUAUCAGCCUGUUUUUUUUUGGGGGGGGGGUUUCCAUGGUGACAUCAAUGCGGUAAAUUUUAAAUAAAUAAUGGACCAAUAAAUGGUGUAUAGUUGAAUUACAUGAUGAACGAUGGUUAAGACUGAGCAGGACAACACUGUGUUCAGUUCUACUAGAGUAAACCUAGUGUAGAAGGUGGAAUAUGGAGGAUUGUCUGCCGGCCUGUCCAUCUACCUGUCCCUCUGCCUCCCUCCCUGUCCGUCUGCCUCCCUCCCUCCCUGCCCAUCUGCCCAUCUGUCCAUCUAUCCGUCUGCCGGCCUGUCCGUCUACCUGUCCCUCUGCCUCCCUCCCUGUCCGUCUGCCUCCCUCCCUCCCUGCCCAUCUGUCCGUCUGCCUCCUUCCCUCCCUGUCCGUCUGCCUCCCUCCCUCCCUGUCCGUCUGCCUCCCUCCCUCCCUGCCCAUCUGCCUCUGCCUCCCUCCCUCCCUGUCCGUCUGCCUCCCUCCCUCCCUGUCCGUCUGCCUCCCUCCCUCCCUGUCCGUCUGCCUCCCUCCCUCCCUGUCCGUCUGCCUGGCCCUCUGCCCUCCUCCCUGUCCGUCUGCCUCCCUCCCUCCCUGUCCGUCUGCCUCCCUCCCUCCCUGUCCCUCUGCCUCCCUCCCUCCCUGCCCAUCUGCCUCCCUCCCUCCCUGCCCAUCUGUCCAUCUAUCCGUCUGCCGGCCUGUCCGUCAACCUGUCCCUCUGCCUCCCUCCCUCCCUGCCCAUCUGCCUCCCUCCCUCCCUGUCCCUCUGCCUGCCUCCCUCCCUCCCUGUCCCUCUGCCUGCCUCCCUCCCUCCCUGUCCGUCUGCCUCCCUCCCUCCCCUGCCCUCUGCCUCCCUCCCUCCCUGCCCAUCUGCCUCCCUCCCUGCCCAUCUGCCUCCCUCCCUCCCUGUCCGUCUGCCUCCCUCCCUCCCUGCCCUCUGCCUCCCUCCCUCCCUGCCCAUCUGCCUCCCUCCCUCCCUGCCCAUCUGUCCAUCUAUCCGUCUGCCGGCCUGUCCGUCUGCCUGUCCCUCUGCCUCCCUCCCUGUCCGUCUGCCUCCCUCCCUCCCUGUCCGUCUGCCUCCCUCCCUGUCCCUCUGCCUCCCUCCCUCCCUGCCCUCUGCCUCCCUCCCUCCCCUGCCCAUCUGCCUCCCUCCCUCCCUGUCCGUCUGCCUCCCUCCCUCCCUGCCCAUCUGUCCAUCUAUCCGUCUGCCGGCCUGUCCGUCUGCCUGUCCCUCUGCCUCCCUCCCUGCCGGCCUGUCCGUCUGCCUCCCUCCCUGCCGGCCUGUCCGCCUCCCUCCCUCCCUCCCUCCCUGUCUCCCUCCCUCCCUGUCGGCCUGUCUCCCUCCCUGUCUCCCUCCCUCCCUCCCUCCCUGCCGGCCUCCCUCCCUCCCUCCCUGCCGGCCUGCCUCCCUGCCGGCCUGUCUCCCUCCCUGCCGGCCUGCCUGCCUGCCUGUCUCCCUCCCUCCCUGCCCACCUGUCCCUCUGCCUCCCUCCCUACCUACCUACCGGCCUCCCUCCCUCCCUCCCUCCCUGCCUGUCCGUCUGUCUGCUUGCUGGUCUAUCUGAUGAAAGAUGCUGAGGUUAAUAUCGAGGACAUUAAAGAAUAGGGGAAUAAGGAUGAUCCACUAUCUAACUGGAAUAAAAACAGAAUGGAACCCUCUAGAA